Lathyrus oleraceus (garden pea) is the source of this 348-nucleotide messenger RNA. RefSeq lists its product as uncharacterized. The transcript has a single exon. Lineage: Eukaryota; Viridiplantae; Streptophyta; Magnoliopsida; Fabales; Fabaceae. The record is from RefSeq and is a predicted model, not a curated record. Bases 1 to 348 code for a protein of 115 amino acids.
AUGAUGCUAGAUGAGUUAGUUGAUCUAGAUGAGGAGAGACUCAAUGCCUUGGAAUUAUUGAAAAGGCAGAAGAAGAGAGUAGAGAAAUCUUACAAUAAGAAGGUUAAAGUUCAGGCGUUUUCACCUAAAGACUUGGUUUGGAAAGUGAUCCUUCCAAUAGAUCGAAAGGAUAUGGCCUUAGGGAAAUGGUCCCCUAAAUGGGAAGGUCCUUUUCAAAUUUUACAAGUAUUCUCUAAUGGUGCUUAUGAGAUCGAUGAGCUUAAUAAAGAUAAAAGAAUCUUAAGAGUGAAUGGAAAACAUUUGAAAAAGUAUAAGACAGCGCUCCAAGAGAUAAAAAUAAUAAACUAA